This is a messenger RNA of Haliotis rufescens (red abalone), 3371 nucleotides long. RefSeq lists its product as uncharacterized. The record is from RefSeq and is a predicted model, not a curated record. The transcript has 2 exons. The coding region runs from base 131 to 1687 and encodes 518 amino acids. NCBI's taxonomy places the organism in Eukaryota, Metazoa, Mollusca, Gastropoda, Lepetellida, Haliotidae.
AUUCCAGAUAGUGAUAGCGAGAAACGACUGUAUUACAUAACGUUUAGUAUUUUAUAUAUCAGUCGGUACAUGCAAAGGUCGCAGAACAUGUUCACUAUACCCGUUUGCGCAUGCCGAUCGUGUUCACACAAUGAUAUUGUCAGUGUUAACCACCUAUCCAAGCUGCCUCGAGUCGCGUUUACAAAGAAAUCUCUCGUGCGUGGGAUCCCGCCCUUCAUUCUUUAACUUUAACGUGUCUCAUUGCCCAAGCUACCAGCAGCCCACAAGCUAUGUCAGGACACGAAGCCACACCUCCAAGGGCUUAAUUUUAUUAGCAACUCGCAUUCAAGCCAGUACGGAUGUAGGUGAACCUACCAAACAGGCACAAUAUAUGUAUCCCCUGCUCAUGGUUGGCAGCGAAAAGGAACCGGAUUCAGCAGAGAAAGUUCGGGACAGAAAUAUGAAGGUGUCCACAUGCCUCUUGGGAAAGUUAGCUCUGAUCCUCGUUUUCUUCAACUGUUCCCUGAUCCUAUCCUAUCACGUGAUGCUGUACAACAGGGACCUUGUGGACACAAGGAUGAAUAAUUUGAGGCUAUCACAGAUACUCGACAGUCAGGGUUCGCAUACAAAUAACGUCGCUCCAACUAGGGACAAGGGCCAAAAGGCUGUUGAUGUACUGAUUGGCAGACGACACAUAAAUGGAGUAUCUGAGAAAGUAAAUGGGAGCUCUGGUGAUGUUGUACAAAGAUCAUUAAAACAGGGUGGCAAUGAUAAUCCCACACCACAGCCUUUGAUUAACAGAAACAAGUAUUUGGUCUAUCUGUGUAAUAAACAAAAGCUUUGUGGAGGAUGGGGAGUUCGACAGGCAGGGAUUAUCAGUACGUUUCUCCUGGCAAAUCUAACUAACAGGAUAUUUAAAGUGUCCAUGACGUCACCGUGUAAACUACAGCACUUCCUACUCCCUAAUCAGUUGAACUGGAUACCGAAUAUCGAAGAACUUCGAGGAAAGUCUCUCUUUGUCAUCAAUGACGUUCAUAAUUCAACAUUUUUGGAUAUUUUGAGAUGGAAAAACUUCAAUAUGUAUUACUCUCAAGAUAUUGUAUUCAUCAGAGCAACAAUGGACUUUCAUGGAGUCGUAACACAAAAUCCAGUUUACCAGAAACAGUUAUCUCAAGUGGCAACACAAACACAAUCCUCUUCAUUUAAGGACAACUGGAAUAUGUUGAUGGGACCUUCAGUUCAAGCACAGAUUGCAUUGCAAGAUAUACUUGCACUCAACGGUCAUUCUGUAAGAAGAUACGAAGAUCUCACAUGUGCACAUGUAAAACUUGGAACUAACCCUCGAACUGAAAAUGUUCAGAAUAUACUACGGAUUUUACAACAGUGGACACAAAUGAAUACGAAGGUAUUCAUCGCUACUGAUUCUGACGACUUUCGAAAAAUAUCUAGGAGUAGGUUUGGAUAUAAAAUGAUAGAUUCAGGCGGUACUGUAUUGGACAUUGACGAGGAGAGAGGCACAAUCGAUUCAUGUCUCGGAUUACGUACUGUUAUUUUAGAUCAAAUGAUUCUGUCACGGUGCAAGGUCCUUGCACUUUCUUUCAGUGACGUUGGAAGAAACACAGCUUUUCUAAGAGGCACACAUGAAAAUGUUCACAUUUUCGUCAAUGGAGAUUUAAAACAUUUCACAAAUGAUAACAAUGUGAUGUGACACUUGUUACCCUUUGUGAUACAAGUACAUGGAAAAUCGAUUUUCAGAGAGGCUCAACUAAGAUGAGUGAGUGAGUUGGGUUUAACGCCCCUUUGAACAAUAUUCCAGUUAUAUCACGGCGUGUCAGCUUACUGUGGUCUCACGAUGCAGGUCUCAGGUGAAAUCCACGAGCACGGAUCUGGUGCUGACAAACCUAGAAACAUAAUCGGGUCGAACCCACGACCAUUAGUUUCUGGCGUACCCAAGGGACGCAACUCUGCACACCCAAUUGGGGCGCCUUAGACGACUGGUCCACCCGUGACCCCGCCCAAGUAACACAAGUCACAUUAACGUCAUUGAGUGUUUAAACAUUUCAUAAAAGAGAUGUGACAUGAUGACCAUUUUUGUCAUGAUUUUGUAAUCACCGUUUUUACACGUGGGCGUGUAAGAAGGUUUGGUUGAUGCUUUUAGGUAAAUACACCAACUCUAUGAUAAUCUAUUGUACAUCUUUGAGUGUUCUACCGGUAGGUCAGGACAUCUGGUGUCAUCACUGAUUUUCAGUGGUCCAUUCAUAUAUUUCCCACCGCUAUUUUGCUUUAAAUACUUCCAAUAGACUUUGUUUCGGUACAUCAUUGAGACUGGUUAUUCUCUGGCGUGCCGUUUUAUGUUGUAUAAAUAUGUGUGUCUUUUGCCUUUACGGCUAGUGAAUAACACCUUUGUCUUAGCAUUUUUGUUAUUUCAAGUAACUCGUGUCACUGAGAAUAUGUUCUAUACCACAUUAGAAAUUAACAAUGCUCUGAGAGAGAAAAAACCUGAUAUGGUGUUAAUGAGUAUUCGAUGCCCCGAUUUUCAUUUGGAACCGAAUACUAGUAUUCAAUAAUAACCUUAAAUAUGGAAGCAUAUGCUACCUUAUCUCUUUUCAGUGUCUUUUUAGGAAUAUAACACGUGUGGCAAAUGUUGAAGCAUAUUGUAACCGGUAACACCACAAUACACUGGUGUGAGUAACAUCUACCAGCGCUACGAUCUCAAUGCGACGAUAAUGUCAUUCUGUUGCUUAGCCAGUCUUAAACAAUAAUGAUCAAUUAACUUGCCUUUUCGUGUGUUUGUGACGGGUGCCAACGGUUUUGAAGGAUGCGCUCACCUUUUUUCGAACACCUGCUAUCAUCACUAUUUGAUAAUGAUUCAUAAACACAUGCUCAUGAUGUAGUUCGAAUCGCACAAAGGACUUUCUUGGCGUUUCUUGUGAUAGUAGAGGUUGUUGUUUUUUUGUCGGGUUUAUUAACGCGAUGAAAUAACUCUGAUAUGACGGGACUAGCAAGUACUUUGAAACUACUUAUAGUGUUUGAUUAUUUUGUCAUUCAAAGCAUUGCAUUUCACUUAAUAGAAUUGGGAAACUUUGAAUUUGGCUGUAAUUUAUAGUGACAAAAGUAACGCUAAUCUUUUGGACAAACUAAUGUCUUUCUGUUAUAUUAGUGUAUUAAUGGCGAGUCAAUAACAUGUUCCUAAAUGAACUGACGCUUGGGUUUCAAAGUCAGCAGGAGCUGAUAUUGGUGAUUUCACAGAUGACCAGGAGCACAACGCAAUUAGUUUGUGAUUGUUCGUCGUCUAUGUAUAUUUAGGGAUUGCAUUUCGGAUGAAUGAUUCAUGUUUUAUGUAAUUAUUGUUCAACGUUGUAUUUUGUGCAGAAUAAACAUUUCCUCACAAA